UAUAGAGAACGCCCGUGAUUGGUCAGGUGUUCUGGGGAGGGGCUUGGAGCGUGGCGCGAGUUUCCCUGAAUGCGCGGCUGCCGCGGGGCUGGCGGGAUGUCGGUGGCUGGUGGGGCGACGCGUGGGCACCCGGGGGCGGAGGGCACCGCUGCUGCCGACCAGUUCACCUUCAGCCCGGAGCCCACACUCGAGGACAUCCGACGCCUCCAUGCUGAGUUUGCCGCUGAACGAGACUGGGACCAGUUCCAUAAGCCUCGGAAUCUCCUCCUGGCCUUGGUGGGGGAAGUGGGGGAGCUGGCAGAACUCUUUCAGUGGAAAACCGAUGAGCCUGGUCCCCAAGCUUGGCCCCAGAAGGAACGGGCAGCUCUUCAAGAGGAGCUUAGUGAUGUCCUCGUCUAUGUGGUGGCAUUAGCAGCCCGCUGCCGUGUGGAUCUGCCGCAAGCAGUGCUCGCCAAAAUGGACAUUAACAGGAGACACUACCCAGUUCACCUGUCCCGUGGCUCCUCCCGCAAGUAUACAGAAUUGUUUGAUGGGGACACCUCUGGAGACCAGGCUGUGGGGCCUUCAGACCUUGCUCAUGAGUCCACUGGCCAUGCCUCAUCCUAGAAGCAUGGCGUGUGAUGAGCCGAGAUUGGCCUGGCCACAAAACCGUGUUCAUGUCCUUUCCUAAUACGACAUUGGCCUGCGGGCCCCAUUUUCUGAAGUCUGGGUCCAGCAUUCUCCAGAUAUUAGCCUCUUGCAAUUUUCUCUCCCAAUAAAACAGUUUUGAGCAACAA
This is a messenger RNA of Carlito syrichta (Philippine tarsier), 776 nucleotides long. It is a transcript of the gene DCTPP1, whose product is annotated as dCTP pyrophosphatase 1. Bases 70 to 606 code for a protein of 178 amino acids. Gene Ontology annotation, molecular function: nucleoside triphosphate diphosphatase activity. The record is from RefSeq and is a predicted model, not a curated record. The transcript has 3 exons. Gene Ontology annotation, biological process: nucleoside triphosphate catabolic process. NCBI's taxonomy places the organism in Eukaryota, Metazoa, Chordata, Mammalia, Primates, Tarsiidae.